Rhododendron vialii is the source of this 783-nucleotide messenger RNA. RefSeq names its product LOB domain-containing protein 38-like. The record is from RefSeq and is a predicted model, not a curated record. Gene Ontology annotation, biological process: regulation of gene expression. Bases 92 to 655 code for a protein of 187 amino acids. The transcript has 2 exons. NCBI's taxonomy places the organism in Eukaryota, Viridiplantae, Streptophyta, Magnoliopsida, Ericales, Ericaceae.
GUCCCACGCCUCCUCUCUUUUGCCAUUUUCUCCCUCUCCUUUUUCUGCUCUCUGGAAAUUCUAGAGAGAGAGAGAGUGACAGAGAGAGAAGAUGAGCUGCAAUGGUUGUCGAGCUCUGAGGAGGGGGUGCAGCCAGUCCUGCAUACUGAGGCCUUGUUUGGAUUGGAUCGAUAGCCCUCAGGCCCAAGGCAACGCCACCCUCUUCGUCUCCAAGUUCUUCGGCCGAAGCAAUCUCUUGUCUUUCAUUGCCGCUGUGCCGGAGAAAACUCGACCUUCUCUGUUUCAGUCCCUGUUGUUUGAAGCUUGCGGCCGAACGGUGAAUCCGGUGUACGGAGCCCUGGGUCUCCUCACCACCGGCAACUGGCCUCUAUGCCAGGCCGCCGUCGAGACGGUUCUCAAAGGAGGCACUUUGCGGCCUAUUGGAGCCGGAAUUUUGAAGCCGCAGACAGACGAAACGUCCGAGGCCUUUCUUUCGGCUCAGAACUGGUACAACAACAACAGUAACAAACAGUCCUAUCUAGAGGAGAAUACAGUGAGUACGAUGUCAUUCGACUCGGGUGAAUCGGAGGUGUUGAUCAGCUUUGACGGCGGCAAUGAUGAGGUGACUAAUCUGCGAGGAGAAGAACCAAGGCUCUUGAACCUUUUUGCAUGUUGACUGAAGUACCGAAUUAAUUUGUUGUUAGAAUUUCCGGCGAGUGUAAUAGUCAGUUCAAACCUUUUUUUGAACUCUAGAGUACGUGCUAGCUUUUUGAUGAAUAAAAGUCAGAACAACUUUCCGAAAUA